Cuscuta epithymum is the source of this 806-nucleotide messenger RNA. Lineage: Eukaryota; Viridiplantae; Streptophyta; Magnoliopsida; Solanales; Convolvulaceae. The record is from the annotation of a GenBank genome assembly.
GGCGGCGUUCGGCGAAUCCGGGAGGCGGUCGAGGGGCUGGACGUGGGAGUGCUGGUGAACAACGUGGGGGUGACUUAUCCGUACGCGAGGUUCUUCCACGAGGUGGAGGAGAAGCUGCUGGCGGAGGUGAUAAAGGUGAACGUGGAAGGGGUGAGUAAGGUGACUCAGGCGGUGUUGCCGGGGAUGGUUCAACGGAGGAGAGGGGCGAUAGUCAAUAUUGGGUCCGGCAUGGCGGCGGCCAUCCCUUCCGCUCCGCUGCACGCUCUUUAUUCUGCCUCCAAAGCAUAUGUUGAUCAAUUUUCAAGAUGUCUACACAUGGAGUACAAGAAAAGCGGGAUUGAUAUACAAUGUCAGGUGCCCUUAUAUGUGGCCACAAAAAUGACAUCAGUCACAAAGUCUUCAUUUUUCAUUCCAUCUGCGGAAGGCUAUGUUCGGGCAGCGUUACGUUGGAUAGGAUAUGAAUGGAGGUGCACUCCUUAUUGGCCUCAUUCUCUUCAAUGGGCUCUCAUCUCACUAUUGCCUCACUCCAUCGUUGAUACGUGCCGCUUUAAAAGCUGCCUUGCAAUUCGAAAGGCUGGACAACAAAAUUCAAGGAGAUGCAAGUGAUAGAUCAGAUCAAAUAAGAUCACAUUGAUCAAUACAUUCCAGUAUGUAUAUUUACGAAAUAUAAAUUUUCAAUGGAAGUCAUUUUCAAUGGAAUUUACAUCUUCUAUUGCUUUGAUAAAUUAUGUGUCCAUAAAUGUAUCAAAAUUAAUUAAUCACACCAAUUAAUAUGAUUUUAAUCAAUCAAGAAGAAUUUGAGGUGA